Physella acuta is the source of this 2119-nucleotide messenger RNA. RefSeq names its product kinetochore protein Spc25. Gene Ontology annotation, cellular component: Ndc80 complex. Gene Ontology annotation, biological process: chromosome segregation. The record is from RefSeq and is a predicted model, not a curated record. NCBI's taxonomy places the organism in Eukaryota, Metazoa, Mollusca, Gastropoda, Physidae.
UAUCUAUCUCAUAAGCACCGACCGAUUUAAUCACUUAAUGAAAUAGAUCUAGAAUCUAGAUCUAGAUCUACAAUCCAACUGCAGGUACAAAAUGGAUACUACAGUGCAAUUAAAUCAACUUAAGCAACACGUAACAAAGUGGCUGCAAGCAGAAAAAGAGAAUAUAGAAAAACUGUAUGAUAAGAAGUUCAAAGAUAUUGAAACUAAUAACAAAAAAAUACAAGAUUUGAAAAUGCAGAAAAAAUUAAGACAAAAAGUCUCCAAAGAGGCUGCUCAAAAUAACCUUCAGCUAAUGAAAAGCCUGAAGUCAGAACUUGAGCUGAAAAGAACUCAGCAGUUUGCUAAUGAACUGAUGAUUAAAGCAUAUCAAGAGGAACUGGAGCAUCUGCAGUCUGAACAGAAAGCAUUCACAGAUAGUAAUGACCUUGACAACAAGCAGAAACAUUUGGAGGAAGAGAAAGAUUUGUUUUCCAAGGUAUAUGGGCUUCAGAUAAUCAAAGUUAAAGGUGGAUGGCUGCAGUUUAUUUUCACACAAAUAGACCCUUCUGACCCACAGUCCCGUUUCUUGUUCUCCUUAAAAUUAGACGACUAUCGUAGAUAUAUUGGUGGUGAUUGUCAGCCAUUGAUUAAUGAUUUUGAAGACCUAAUUAAGAAGCUCAACUCUACAAAUAAUCUUGGCAUGUUUGUUCAUUCAAUCAGAGAAAAAUUCAAACAAUCAAUUUAAUUUUUUAAUUUUAUGAUCUAAAAAUAGGAAUGAAAACCUUUGAAAUUCUCCAAUUUAUGUUUGUAAUUGUAGUCUAUUUUUGUAAUCUAAGAAUUACAUUUUCCCAGAUUUGAUGAAACCAGUUUUUAUUUCUAAAUGUACUUUACAACAUUUGAACUUAUUCUUGUUUUACUAAAGCUAAUACAAUUGUUUUAAAAUAAGUUUUAUUAGACUUAAAAUUGGUUAAAACAAUUUAAGUAUGAAACUUGUAGAUAUUUUUUAAUCUAUUGUCCUUUGAUGUAAAUAAAUUAUUUAUAUACUUCUUUUACUUCUGUUAUUAAAAGUUGUAAAUAUGUGGCAAUGUUCUAAAUCCUGUAUCUGUCAACUGGGUGAAUUACACCAGUACACUUUUUCAGUGGUGUAGCGAGGUUGGGUGUAUUAUUUAUAUAUAUACUAGCGUACCCGAAAUAUAUAAGAAGGGUUUCAUGAAUGUUCUUAGAGCGUGACCUUGUUUUCUAAAACUGAGUUAUUUAAAUGUAAACAAUGCCUGCCUUUGGGUUAAAAAUAUCAGGACACGGGUUUACCUACACUACCGCAUGAAAACUUUGAGUGUAAGUUAAUCAUUCAGCCAAUUAAUGAUGUAGAACACACUUCAGUGACCGCCCAUGUGUUAGGGACGUAGAGGGGCGCUCUCAAUAGCCCCCGAUUACACUACCACAGAGGCACCAUAGUGCUUGCAGGGGAAACCAGGCCCCUUCGGAUUGUGCAAUCUACGGGACGCCGGCGGUUGCACCUGUUGAAGUUUUAACACUGUAUAUAGUAGUACCCCUUACCCGCUAUGUACGACGCAUGAUUAACGGAUGCCAAGUGCUAAUAUAGCCACUCUGGGCGCCAAAUUGUGUAUUGACGAAAAUCGCACCAUCCCAGGCACCGCUCAUUUCAAAUUUUGAUUAUUUUGUUAACAGAAACCUUCCUGGAAGUAUUCUCAUCAACUCUUUAAAGUUUUAUAGCACUCGGAUGAAAGGUGUCAAACCGCAUAUGACUUUCAUUUUUUUUAAUAUACCGUAUAUAGAGAAAAAUAGCACCCUCCCGGGGCGUCUCCCUUGCGAAAUUUAAAAAAGAUUGUUUUACAGAAACCUCCCCUGGAGUGUUCUAAUCACCCCCCAAAGUUUGAUGGCUAUCAGAUGAACAGUGUCAAACUGCAAUCGACUUUUAUUUUUAUAUACCGUAUGUAGAGAAAAAACAAAUCGCACCCUCCCGGGGCGCCACCCCUGCCAAAUUGAAUUUUUUUUUCCACAGAAACAUCCUCAGGAGUAUUCUCAACAGCUUCCCCAAGUUUCAUGGCAAUCAGAUGUAAGGUGUAGUAAUGCAUAAAAUACAUACAUUGCUUUUAUAUAUAUAGAGAUAGUCAUCAAG